Anneissia japonica is the source of this 2130-nucleotide messenger RNA. RefSeq lists its product as uncharacterized. Gene Ontology annotation, biological process: signal transduction. The annotation marks the transcript as partial. The record is from RefSeq and is a predicted model, not a curated record. NCBI's taxonomy places the organism in Eukaryota, Metazoa, Echinodermata, Crinoidea, Comatulida, Comatulidae. Gene Ontology annotation, molecular function: protein binding. The transcript has 10 exons.
AGGUUCAGUCUCCCACUAAUGAUGUAAAAGAUGUAGUCACAUUGGAAAAAGAGCAUGUAGCUGAGCAUGUUGAAAAAGACCAUGUACCUGAGCAGGUUCAGGAGAAAAUAGAGGACAAGCUGGAAAAAACUGUGAAAAAGAAGGAAAAAGACCAUGUGCCUGAGCAGCUUCAGAAGAAAAUAGAGGACAAGCUGGAAAAAACUGUGAAAAAGAAGGAAACAUUAGGAAAAUGGCACAGAGCACAAGAAGGGACCUUUAACAUUCUGGACUUUGGAGGCCAACUCAUCUACAAAGGCAUACAAAGGAUUCUGAUGGUUUCUGUUGCCAUUUAUCUUGUAGUCUUCAAUCUUGAAGACAACCUUGAUUCAUUUGCAUUUGUUCUGGAUUCUUCCAAGGAAUGGCAUAAAUACCAUAUGACGAAUCUUCAGGUUAUCCUGUACUGGAUUAGUACCAUUUACUCUGACACACGUGUAAUGGAACAAGACGCUGACAGUAGUACAGAUUUGCCAUCUGUUUUUAUUGUGGGCACCCACAGUGGUUCGCUAAUUCUUGGAAAAGACGAAAAUGAGAGAAAACUAACGGUGAAAGAGAAGUUUGACAAAAUAAAACGUGCAUUAGUAGGCACUCCCUAUGAAUCACAUGUACAUACAACAUAUUUUAGUGUGGAAAACAGCUCACUGAAUGAUGAAAAUAUUGCAAAGCUUAAAAAGGAACUGGAAAAGCUGAUGAAGAUAAUGGUUAGGACGAUUCCUCUCAGUUGGGUGCAUUUUCAAAGUGAAAUCCAAAAAUUAAGUGAGGAGAAAGUGAUUUGUCCUUUGGAAGAGGUGAAGUCUAUUGCUACAAAGUGUGGAGUAUCAGAUGAAAAUGCCCAAAUUGCUUUGCUAGAUUAUCUGUACGAUCUUGGUGAAAUUGUAUUCAUCCGUACAAUUAAGGAACUACAAAAUGAUGUUGUUGUUAAUCCAUUGAGUUUAGUUGGCUAUUGUAAGGCUGUCUUCACUGUCAUCAUUCCAGAGCUACAGUCAGCAGUAAUGAAGCAGAGUUGGAGAAAGUUGGACAAAGGAAUACUUGAGGAACGUCUACUGAAGUUUCUUUGGAAGGAUAUUGUUGAAGAUUUGGACAAGAACUUUGACUUCUUAGUGAAAUUCAUGGAAAGAUUUGGACUUCUUUGUGAGAGGCAGUCACCUAAGGCAAAUUAUAUAUUUUUUUUUAAUAUGUAUACUCUAACAAAUAGGAGUAGCUACACUAUAAAAUUGUGUUCAACAACAAUUGUAAGAGCAGCGAUUCUUAAUGAGGCUAGUCCUCCAACUGAACCAGAGCCUGAUUCAUGCAAAAAGGUGUUGAAGUUUCUUGAGACUGUGUUUGAGUUACACAAUGUUAAUGAUAGGAGAGGAAUACAUGUUAAGUUGUGCAUCCCCUGCCCUUGUAGUAAGAAUACUGAACAUAUGCAGAUACUGGGAGAUUUUAAGCAAGACUUGCUUCCAUGUGGACGAGACCGAGUGAGAAUAACACGCUACCAACAAUUAUUUGGAGAUGGUAACAUAACUGAAAAAGGAAGUGUUUUGGAUGAUAAACAGUUACUCAGAUUGUGUGAUGCAAUGGAUAGCAAUUGGAGAAGGCUUGGAGUUCAGCUUGGAUUAAGUCAUUCAGAAAUACAGAAAUUUGAAAGUGAUAAUGUUCAAGAAAAGGAUGCAGUGAUGGCAAUGUUUGUGUCAUGGAGAAAUCGACAACCAACUGAUAUCAAUCAGGUAUCUGUGAUGAGGGCAGCGCUUUAUCAACGGGGUUACAUUCAACUUGCUGAGCAACUGAGAGAUGACUUUUGCCUACCUGAAAACUUCUCUGGGUUUCUUCAUGAUGAUGACCUGAUGCUUAUUAGUAAUGGAAUUGGCAUUAAGUAUCCGGAAGUUGCAGUACGUCUUGGUCUUACAUGGACCGAUGUGUCAUCAGCAAAAACACAGCAUCAUGGCCAUAUUUUUUAUUCAUCCAUGGAGCUGUUGACCAAAUGGCGACAGCGGCAGACUCAUUCUACGAAUCAACUCCAGAUGAUGUGUGAAGCGUUGGAACACGAAGGAUUUUCCUCUGUUGUGAAGCAACUACGACCUAAUGUGGAAGCAUCUUCAGUUCUUUGUGAAG